AGGGCGGCUUGUUGUAUGCGGGGCUGUCACUCUCAGUCUGCUCGACUGGUUAAGCACAAAGCAGGGACUCCCACCGACAUGAGUGUAUUUGUGCGACACAGCCCCAGCCCCGUCCUGUGGAUCCAGACUUCCUGCGGACUUAAGGAAGCAUUGAACUUGACAUGAAAAGGGAAGUAAAUAGAAGAGCAAACCACCUGAAAUGGGGCCAAGGAAGAGGGGGCUCCUGCAGGGGACUCUGCCCGGAGGUGGCCUCAGUGGGUGGUGGAGGAGCUGCUGGAAAGAGCACGUGCCAUCCAGCGUCUGCCAGGAGCUCCAGCUUGUGUUCCUGCGUAGAGCAGACCCUGCAGACCCCUGUAGACCCCUGCAGACCCGCGGCCACACCAGCAGGAAGAGGGAAGCCAGCGUUGCUCCCCCGUGCUCGGCAGGAGCCCGCGUCCUGGGACACAGGCAGGACUCCCACCCUCACCAUCUGUGACUGCUGAUUAGCCUGCUGCUUCGCCAUGGCCUUCAAAAAGAGGGCAAGACAGAACCAGCUUGCAGACUGCCCGGCCAGGCGGAGGAGCGGACGAGAGCUUCCUCAAGCAAGUCCCAGGUCUGGCAUCACCACGUUGCCGAGGCUGGCCUCCAGCUUCUGAUCUUCCUGUCUCCGCCUCCCGUGUCUCUGGAAUGAUGACAAGGAGCACCAUGGCGCCCAGUAAGGAGAGAGAGUUCAUCUAGAAUCAGAGGGUGGCCCCAGCGUGCGCAAGCCUCAGGUCCUAAAGUUGCUGUACGAGGGCUGCUGGCUGUGGAAUGAGGCCCCCCCCCCGUGGAAGGACCGCCCACCCCUGUGCUGGGAGAUGUGCGGGUGGGGCCGCCUGGCCCAGGGGACCUCUGGAGGUGGGAGGGCUUCUGGGACCAGGGGCAGUGUGCUCCAUGUGCCCUCAGCAGUCCGGGGAUGGGGGAGAACACUCACUUAGAAUCAACCCUCCUGGACGCCUCUGUUCCACAGCUAGCUGGACUCACGGCCUGGGGUAGACAGCAGAAUGCACGUGUCUGCAUUCUCCUCGGGUACUUGAUGAGGCUGUCUCGUGUCCUAGGGACGGCAUCAGACGGGAGCUGAAAGUUGGUAGAACCAGGUGGAUUAUCAGAGUCUACCCGCAGGGCAGGCCCUGUGGCCACCCUGAGGUCCACCUUCACUGGCGGGUCAGCCAGGGCAGAACCAGGGUCUUGGAUGAGGCCAUUAGUGGAACACUGGUCAGAUUCACAGACGACAUGCAUACAACUGACAGGGAAGUGAAGAUCCCAGGAGAUCUCAACAGACCGUAAUGACAGUGAGUCAGAAAGAGGCCCUGCUGCACAAUCAAGGACAGGCUCUGGGAACUGGGGUUUGACAGCAAGAGGUGUGAAGAAAGGCUGGGCUCAGUCUGCUAACUGCCUCGCAUCUCAGGGCUGCCAAGAACACGAGCGUCAGUCUCCAGCCUCUGCGUAGAGCAACGCUGUUGAAGCGGGACAUGGGCAACCCCAGGACCUUUGGCAGACACGGGGAGAGGCCAAGAGGGGAGGAAGGGGCUCUCACCCCUGGAGAAAGGGGUAGCCUCAGGAGUACAGUAGUGCUUUCGUGGACAUGGAGGCCCAAGUCUGGAAGUUUCCAGGGCACAGAAACCAGAAGCUCAGGGGAGAAGGCCCAGAAGGGCAGAUCUUUGUGAAAUGUGGGAACAGCUCUCUUGUGGAGUCCAGAACUGGACGGGGCUGCCUUGGCAGAAGGGAGCCAUCCUGUGCUGAGAUGAGCGCUCGGUGGGAGUGUGACAAAGGGAGUGAAGUGGACAUCUCUGCCUGCAAGACCAGGGCCUCGGAGGCGAGGCGCUGCCUGAGCUGCCGUGGCUUUACCACGAUACCCAGGAGGGCCAGUCCCUUUGUGUCUGCUUACAGUAUGCACCCAGGAGAGUUCCCACAGCAGACGUUCAGUGCGCUGGACAGGCCGCCCUGUGCUGCCACUCGGCCCAGGACAAAACGUCCCCCGCUCCCCAGAAGCCCCUUGGCCCCUCCUAGGCACCUCCUGCACAGUCUCCAUCAGGUCCACGGUGUCCGUCUUUGGACUCUUCUCUGAGUGGGACCAUGCGGUGUCCAGUCUUGUGCUGGUGUCCUCAGCUAGGGUUUUGUUUGGGGCACAGCUCCAGUUCCUGUGAAUGAUUUUGUGGAUGGACUCACUGCACCCGGGUUGGCGGUAGGCUGUAUCCCUAGUGUCCUGCUGUCCAUACUGUGUAUGUCCCCACAUGUGAGUGCCCAAACGCAGUUGUGGUGCCUGGACUCCGUAGUGGCCCUGGGCUUGCAGACAUGCGGCAGGUGGGAGCACAGCCCCUGGGGAGGUCACACCAAGCCCUGGUUCUUCCUGUCAGUGCUGACAUGCAAGACAGAAAAUUCCAAGUGAGGGACAAGAAGUGGGUGGCACAGCAGUGUCUACGAGGGACGAGAGGCAGCAUGGACAGCUGGAAGUGCGCAUCACGCAGACAGCCCCAGGCCGGGUGUCAGGCAGCAUUUCCCCAGCGGAACAGGCCACUGCUGUUGCUUCCUGAACUGCCCUGGAGACAUGGAAAAUAGGCAGCUUCGAAGCCAGCUCAGCCUUGUGGUCAUUGCCCGGAUGCUGGGCCAAGAGGAGCUCCCGCUCUGGCAAGAGAAGAUGCAGCUGUCCUUGCUCAGUCAGCUCCUGAGCCUCAUGAGGCCAUCGUCCCUUGGGCAAUUCCUGGGCUCUGAGCCCUUGCCACCCUGCCAGGAGCAACAGCCAAAAGCCAGUGCUGCGCUAGACCACAAGGUCUGCUACAUGUGCCACAGCCUCCUGACACUGGCCGGGGUGGUGGUCAGCAGCCAGGACAUUACUCCAGACCAGUGGGGUGAGCUGCAGCUGCUGUGCAUGCAGUUGGACCGCCACAUCAGCACCCACAUCCGGGAGAGCCCCCAGGCCAUGCACCGGACCAAACUCAAGGACCUGGCCACCCAGACCUACAUCCGCUGGCAGGAGCUGCUGGCCCACUGCCAGCCCCAGAUGCCAAGUUUUAACCCAGAACAAAAGCUGCUGUCCCACCGAUUUAUAUUCCAGAUCGCUGACAGCCUGAAGUGUUCCUCCCCUCCAGGACCGCCCCUGGCUCAGUUGCCGCGGGAGCCUCUGGGCCUGCGGUUCCUUCACUCCUGCCCUUUGGCUCUAGUCAGGGGGCGGCCUCCCAGAGGUUCCUCUGUCCACCUGCCCAGCACCGAGGACCAGCUGGCAGGAAGGAGGACUUGCCAGGCAGCACCGCCCAGGAGGCCAGAGCUACAAGUUACUUGGAGGAGCGAGCGGCUGUGGGCGGAGGCUGGCGGUUCUGAAGGUGGUGGUGCUGCUCAGCGUGGCUCCCUCAGCCCCUUUCAUCUGAACAUCAGGGCUCGUGCCACUUGUUAAU
Molecule: messenger RNA, 3410 nt
Organism: Sciurus carolinensis (gray squirrel)
Lineage: Eukaryota; Metazoa; Chordata; Mammalia; Rodentia; Sciuridae
Gene: Fam178b
Product: family with sequence similarity 178 member B
Exons: 6
Coding region: 2567-3409 (280 amino acids)
Source: RefSeq, a predicted model, not a curated record